GCGGCGGCGCGGCCGGGGCAGUGAGCCCGGGCAGCGGGGCGCGCUGCUGACACUGGUAGCGAGGCGCAGCGCGGCCAGAGGCGCACACGCUCCCAGCCACGCGAGCCCUCCGUGGCAGAGAGCAGCUCCAGACGCCAUCUACAGUUGAAACGUAGGCAACUCGGGACAUUAUUAUUAUUUUUUUUUUUUGCCUUGCAUUAAAGAGAGAGGGGACGAGCCAGUCCUGUGCGCAUCCAGUGGCUUUUUUUUCUUUUGGGGGGAGGGUUGAUCGCUUCGCCCCCGUGGAGCCGGCCGCCGCAUCGCUCCGGGGGGCCCGAGCCUCGGCAAGUAGUUACUUUGUUGCACUUGGCUCGAGCCGAGCCCCGAGAGGAAACAAAAGGACCCGCGGCUGCAUCCUGUGCCCCGGCUCGCCAGGGCUGCGGUCCCCGGCCCCCGCCCCCCGUGGUCGCCGCACAAAGGCUGGGCUUUGCCGUCGGACCGGAGCCGGCUCUCUCCAUCCUCAUGAACAUACAAAGGUCCACCCCUAUCUCCAUAGCGCGGUAUGGGCGACCUCGGAGUAAAACCCAGGAUUUAGAAGAGCUCUCGUCGCUGAGAUCCGUCGAGCCGAGCCAGAGCUUCAGCCCCAACCUCGGCUCCCCGAGCCCGCCAGAGACUCCCAACUUGUCGCAUUGCGUUUCUUGCAUCGGGAAAUACUUAUUGUUGGAGCCUCUGGAGGGAGACCACGUUUUCCGAGCCGUGCAUCUGCACAGCGGAGAGGAGCUGGUUUGCAAGGUGUUUGAUAUUGGCUGCUACCAGGAGUUACUGGCGCCAUGUUUUUGUCUACCUGCACACAAAAAUAUCAACCAAAUUACUGAAAUAAUUCUUGGGGAGACAAAAGCUUACGUGUUUUUUGAGAGGAGCUAUGGAGACAUGCACUCUUUUGUUCGCACCUGCAAGAAGCUUAAAGAAGAGGAAGCAGCCAAACUGUUCUAUCAGAUUGCUUCUGCUGUUGCACAUUGUCACGACGGAGGACUGGUAUUGAGAGACCUCAAACUGCGGAAAUUUAUCUUCAAGGAUGAAGACAGGACUAGAGUGAAAUUGGAAAGCCUGGAAGAUGCUUAUAUUUUAAGGGGAAAUGACGACUCUCUUUCUGAUAAGCAUGGAUGUCCGGCGUAUGUGAGUCCAGAGAUCUUGAAUACGAACGGCAGCUAUUCUGGCAAGGCAGCAGACGUAUGGAGUCUAGGAGUCAUGCUUUACACAAUGUUAGUUGGACGCUAUCCUUUCCAUGACAUUGAGCCUAGUUCUCUCUUCAGCAAGAUUCGUCGUGGGCAGUUUAACAUUCCAGAGACUCUAUCCCCCAAGGCAAAAUGCCUUAUACGUAGCAUACUGCGUCGAGAGCCAUCAGAAAGGCUGACUUCACAAGAAAUUCUGGACCAUCCUUGGUUUUCUACAGAUUUUAAUGUAUCUAAUUCAGGAUACGGUGCUAAGGAAGUAUCGGAUCAGCUGGUGCCUGAUGUCAACAUGGAAGAAGAUUUGGACCCAUUUUUUAACUGAGCACAAAGACUGGUGUUCAGAAGGUACAUGACCUAGAGAUGGACACAUGAAGGAGUCCUUCCUGACCAUGUUAAAUCACAUCCUGCAUCAGCCUAGCUUGGUAGCAAAAGACACUUGGAGUUCCUUGGUUUGAGAAGGAAUCUCCACCAGGAGCUAAUAUAACAAAUGUAGCAUGGGGGCAGACUAGGGGGAGGGGGCCUUGCUAUCAGGUUAGAUUGAUUUGGAGGGCGGGGCGGGGGGGGGGUGGUAAAGGCAGCAUGGAGCAAUUGUAGCUUCCCACCUUUUGGAGCCAAGGAGACUGCACAUGCCAAUUCCAGUGCAGCUGUGUCACUCCUGUUUCUGUUCCAUUUUAAAAUAGUUGCAAUUCACAACAAGUAGAAACUUUUUGCCUCAAAACACAUCUUGGCAUCGCACUGUUAGAUAUUUAACUUCAGCCAUUAUUCAGGGAAAGUACAAUUGGCUAUUUUUUUAAUUGGAUGCCUAAUAGCUAAUGGGAUUCAUUUAAGAAAAAAAAUUAAGUGCACAUAGAUGGACAUGAAAAGUGGGUGCUAAAAACAAAUACAAAUUCAGUUCAUGUCUCUUGAUAGCUAUUUUCAAUGCGUAUUUCUUCUAAAUAAACUACUUAAUAUUCUUGUCAGGAAAUGACAUUUUAAUGCUUUGUUCCCUUAAGGGGAAGUAACUGUCAUUUAACAAGCUGUUCUGUUUUGUGUCAAAUGGUUUGUUGCAGGAAGCUAUUAUAAUACAAACUUCCAGAUGCAUUAUUGCUAUAAUAGAAAAAGAAGAAAAACUUUUUUUUUAAUUUUUAUUUUUUUUUUAAAGGAUUUGAAAUACUGGCUUCCAUGUUUGCCAUGCUGCACAACUAUGUCUAUAGAGGGCAGAAAGCCCCUGGAUGAUUUUUUGAUCUCAGAACCAAUCUCCUUGUUAACUGACUGGCCCGUUGUAUAGAUAGAAGGCUCUGUUAUUGAAGACGAGCAUUGCAUUUUUUUUCUUUUGAAUUCCUCUCAUCUUAGAAAGGCAAUUGUUUGUGUUUUUUUUUGUUUUGUUUUUAUGCCCUGGAUAAAGAGUAAAAGGGUAUUAAUAAGCUGAACGUUAUAAUACAGAUACUUCUCCCGAAAUAUACACAGUAAUAUGCACCUUUUUGUAUUGUCAAGACUUAUUCUAUUUAUUGAAGAAAAUGUCACAGUAGUGAUGUAUUAAGCCAGUACUUCAAUUACGGGUUGACUUGGGAUGACAUGUUACAUGCUGUAGUUAACACACUUCUUUUCUGUUCAGGUAUUUCUGUCCCUGAAUAACUUUUUAUUUAGCUUUUUUUUUUUCCUAGAUAGCUUUAUUUGAUUUAGACUGGCAAAUGUUUUUAUUACUGCUUUUAUAUUGCUGUAUGAUAUUGAAAUCUCUUGGCAUAAAUAUUUGUGUUUCCAGUACCUCAGUUGUUCUGAUAUUACUGCCUGUAUACGUUUUGUGAAGUGGUCAUGUUUUUUGGUAGGUACAUGUGGACUUCGUAGUAUGUAAAUGUUACUUGAAUUUGUGCUUAAUUAUAGUAUGUGGCAUGUGCGUACAGCUACUUGGCAUUUGACGUAUGGAUGCUAUUUGCCUGUCCUGCAGGAAAGUUUAUGAUCCCACUUUCAAGAGGAUGUUUCACAGUUCUUUAUCAAGAGACAAAGCUAGCUGCAGCUGACCUGCCUUGGUUCUAUUUUGGUAACUAAGAAUAUAAAGGAGUAAUGUUUUUACACUCUGAAGAUGGUGCUGUGUCAAGAAGGACUUUUUUUUUUUAAUUUUUAUUUUAUGAGUACCUUGUAGGAGGAAAGAUUGGUGAUGUGCAUGGUGGGGUUUUACAGCCUCUGGUGCUUUGUCAUGUAUUUGGUUUAAUGUUUUUUGUCCUAAUCUCUUCAAUAAAUAAAAUUGUGCAUAUUUAACUAAA
Molecule: messenger RNA, 3451 nt
Organism: Alligator mississippiensis (American alligator)
Lineage: Eukaryota; Metazoa; Chordata; Crocodylia; Alligatoridae
Gene: TRIB2
Product: tribbles pseudokinase 2
Exons: 4
Coding region: 502-1533 (343 amino acids)
Biological process (GO): protein phosphorylation; positive regulation of proteasomal ubiquitin-dependent protein catabolic process; regulation of MAP kinase activity
Cellular component (GO): nucleus
Molecular function (GO): ATP binding; protein kinase activity; mitogen-activated protein kinase kinase binding
Source: RefSeq, a predicted model, not a curated record